CAAAAAUGAAAUUUACGAUAGUAGCUUUGUUCGCCAUUUUGGCCUACGUCCAUGCUGGUGUAAUCGUAGCCCCGUCGGCUCAGGUAAUCCAGGGCCCCAGCACCAGAACCACAGUCGUAGGUCCAGACGGUAGCGUAAUCGUCGCCAACCAGCCUGGUGGCCAAAUUGUCACCGACGGCGUAUCCUCCGUUGUCUCUCAAGACGCCCCUGCCGCCGCCGUUUCCGGUGCUGUCGAAGGAAUCGUCGAACAAACCGUGCCCCUAGCCCAACCGGUCGUACCGGUGGCUGUGGCCGAACCAGUUGCAGCCGUGGCCGAUCCUCUUGUGUCCGUUGCUCAACCCGUCGUUCCUGUGGCCGAGCCCGUGGUUGCUGAAGCCGUGGUUCCCGAAGCUGUUGUUGAAGUUAACUAAUAAAUUAUUUAUUGAUCGAUUUUGGACUUUCCUUGACUGGACUUUGAUACAGAUGUUAUUGUAAUACAGCAAAAUUAUGAUGUA
Aethina tumida (small hive beetle) is the source of this 494-nucleotide messenger RNA. RefSeq lists its product as uncharacterized. The transcript has 2 exons. The record is from RefSeq and is a predicted model, not a curated record. The coding region runs from base 6 to 410 and encodes 134 amino acids. NCBI's taxonomy places the organism in Eukaryota, Metazoa, Arthropoda, Insecta, Coleoptera, Nitidulidae.